Messenger RNA from Thunnus maccoyii (southern bluefin tuna), 3028 nucleotides. It is a transcript of the gene sprtn, whose product is annotated as SprT-like N-terminal domain. The record is from RefSeq and is a predicted model, not a curated record. The coding region runs from base 285 to 2150 and encodes 621 amino acids. Gene Ontology annotation, cellular component: nucleus. Gene Ontology annotation, molecular function: metalloendopeptidase activity; polyubiquitin modification-dependent protein binding; single-stranded DNA binding. Gene Ontology annotation, biological process: DNA repair. The transcript is spliced from 5 exons. Lineage: Eukaryota; Metazoa; Chordata; Actinopteri; Scombriformes; Scombridae.
CAUUGUGAUAAACUUAACAUAAGAACUGUUGGCGCUAGCUUUGGACUGACAGCUAGCAAACACCAUCAUCCAACAUGAAGAUGUGAAUGUUUUUACAGAUUUUAUUUAGUUUAUUUGUCAGACUGUGUUCUGACUUUGGUGAUGUUGUCACUUGUGGUUUUAGAGCCCUGCACAAGCUACGUUAGUUAACGUUAGUGAGUUUGUUAGCUGGUUUUAGCAGCUAACAUAAACGUUAACCAAGGCUACGUAACGUUAGCUCACGUCACCUUUUAUCUUCUUUUGUAAUGGAUGAGGAUUUUCUGCUCGCCAUUCAGCUACAGGAGCAGUUUGACGAUGAAUACGAGAAGUCAAUAUUUUCAUCAGUCGGCUCUGAGGAUAACGGCUUCGGGCAAAGCAGUAAGAAACGGAAAGUGGAGGUAGCUGGAGGCAGCAGCGAUGUUGUUCCCUACUGGAAGCCGACUGUGCAGCCUGAGAGGCCGCUGUCCAUCGUAGACGAGUCCUGGGAGAUGCUGGACCCCAACCCCGAUGUCAGAGCCAUGUUUCUGGAGUUCAACGACAUGUUCUUCUGGGGGAAACUCAGCGGAGUGGAGGUGAAGUGGAGCCCCAGAAUGACACUGUGUGCUGGUGUGUGUUCAUAUGAGGGCCGAGGUGGACUGUGUUCGAUUAGACUCAGUGAGCCUCUGCUGAAGCUCAGACCUAGAAAAGACUUGGUGGAGACUCUUCUCCAUGAAAUGAUUCACGCGCUCCUGUUUGUGACCCAGAACAACCGAGACCGCGACGGUCAUGGACCCGAGUUCUGCAAACACAUGAAUCGGAUCAACAAGAGCAGUGGUACUAGUAUUUCUGUCUACCACAGCUUCCACGACGAGGUCGAUGUGUACCGACAGCACUGGUGGCGAUGCAAUGGGCCCUGUCAGAACCGCAAACCCUAUUUUGGCUAUGUGAAGAGAGCCAUGAAUCGGGCGCCGUCUUCUCUGGAUCCCUGGUGGGAGGACCACCGGAGGACGUGUGGUGGGACCUACACCAAGGUCAAGGAGCCUGAAGGAUAUGGAAAAAAAGGAAAGAAGGAUGGAAAAAAAGAUGGAAAAACCUCAGAGAAGAAGCCCUCUGCAACUGGAAAGCCUUCAAGUACAACUACAGGCUCUGGAUUACAGGAUAUAAGAAACAUUAUCCCAUUUAGUGGCAAAGGCUUCCUACUAGGAGGAAAGUCCUCCACGUCCAACAAACCUCCAGUGCCUGCUGUGAAAACAUCCUCAUCCAGCUCCAUCUCCUCUCCCACAAAACUCUUCACCCCUUCAUCCCCAGCUAAAAGUCUCAGUUCUCCUGUUCGCUCUGACAACCCAACUAAAGGGAUCUCCAGCACCUUUCCCUCCAUCAGACCAGCAGCCUCCAUGGGGCAGAAGCCACCCAUAAAGAGGUCUGUCAGUAACACGAAGGUGUUUGUCAACAUCAACGGCUCACCGGUGAAAAUCCCAAAACCCCACGGCAGCAGCAGCAGUAGAAGUAGCAGCCAAGGAGCAGAUAAAACCAAACAGAAGUCCAUUGAUGACCUUUUCAGCAGUGCAGGCCUCAGGAAGUCCAUAAGUCAAUCCUCCAUCUCAACCACAGAGACUAAAAGAGAUUUACUGACAUCACCAAAGACUACUAUGGGUGCUACCUCUACCUCUUCCUUCUUCCCCAAACAGUCUUCCUCUCCCAGCACAUCCAAGCCUAGUCCUAGCAAAUCCAACCAUUCCAAACAUCCAUCUGUCAUUCUAACCAAAGGCAGCCCUGCUAAACCAACACAGUCCAAGUAUUUCCAUGAUUCUAACAGUGACAGUACACCAGGAGCUGCCGGUGGGGGUCAAGCAUCGAGGAAGAGGCCGUGGGACGAGCGCAACAGCUCAGCCAGCAUCUUCGACUUCUUCCAGAAGACAUUAGGCAGCGAUUCAGUGGCCUCAAGGGAGUCAGUUAAGACAAAAUCACCUGCAAUGCAGCAAAGAACUGCCACUGCUGCUGCCACCUCCACCUCCUCCCUCCACAGUGUUACCUCCUCCUCCUCCUCAUCCUCCUCAUCCUCCUCUGUGGUGAUGAUGGUCAGCUGUCCUGUGUGCCAAGCAAAGGUGCAGGAGUCAAAGAUCAACGAGCAUCUUGAUUCCUGCCUCUCCUGAAUGAGGAGGAGCAGAUUGCGAGGACAGUUGAUAAAAGGGAUGUUGCAAUAAAAAACAAUUUCCAAAAGGUCAGGACAAGUUUCAGGGAGUUUGCUGUGUUGAGUUUUAGUAUUUUGAUCUGACUUUGCACUAAAUCUCCUUUUUAGUCUCUCGCUUAAAUUUUUCAAUCACUGUGGGUUUGAAAAGAAAAGUUUUACUGCCAGAUUGAUUUGUUUUCUUGGAGGUUGUCCUCUUGUAAUAAUGAAGACUCUUUUGUCACUGGUGCCUGUUUGCCUGUUUGUGCCUUAGUAUACCAGCGAACAGCCAGGCUUUACUGAUAAUGUAAGAUAACAGAUCAGUUCUGUUCAAAACCUCCUCAACUGUUUUACCACCAAUUGUGGUUUAAAUUUAGAAGCUGCUGUGUUAUGUGUGUAGAAAAGUUACUUUAGCCUCCGCUGGGGGGCGGAUGGGUUGUGCAGUUCCUGCAGUCAGAUGUAUCCUCCGCUUCAGAUCUGCAUUUACCGUCCUUCAGACAGCAGGAGACACUGGCUGACCUCUGCUGAUCUGCGGGAGUCAGGUUUCAGGCUUGCCAGCUAUUUAUUUCUGCACGUCUUCACAUUUACACUGCACCCAAAUACAGGGUCAGGCAGUGCAGGAGUAUCUGAUUGUUCUUUAAGCUAAGUAAUUCAGUAAAUAUGCUGGUACUACUAAUGAAUUUCAUCAGUCAGAUCUACAGAAGACAAAAAUGGAGGACGUCUGGAGGUGGAGGGGGUGAAAUGUUGAUUUUACUGCUAAAAGAACUUUGUAUGUGUAUCUUCCAUUUGUAUGUGUUUUUGUUCUGAAGGAAAUUGCUAAAUAUGUUUAGGUUUUAUUAACAAAUAAACAGAUGGACUGUUGUA